Messenger RNA from Polypterus senegalus (gray bichir), 2881 nucleotides. RefSeq names its product mutS homolog 2 (E. coli) (gene msh2). Lineage: Eukaryota; Metazoa; Chordata; Cladistia; Polypteriformes; Polypteridae. Gene Ontology annotation, biological process: somatic recombination of immunoglobulin genes involved in immune response; mismatch repair; mitotic recombination. The transcript has 15 exons. Gene Ontology annotation, cellular component: MutSalpha complex; nucleus. The record is from RefSeq and is a predicted model, not a curated record. Bases 49 to 2646 code for a protein of 865 amino acids. Gene Ontology annotation, molecular function: mismatched DNA binding; ATP-dependent DNA damage sensor activity; ATP binding.
UUUCCCUUUGACCUCUUGCCUGAGUACUGGCGGGAGAUUGUUUGCAGCAUGGCGGUGCAGCCGAAGCAGAGCAUGUCUAUGGACAGUGCCGCAGAGAGCGGCUUUAUUAACUUCUAUUAUUCAAUGCCAGAGAAACCGGACACUACCAUCAGAAUGUUUGAUCGUACUGAAUAUUAUACGGUGCACGGGAAAGAUGCGUUGUUUGCAGCUAAGGAAGUGUUCAAAACAAAUGGAGUAAUUAAGAAUCUUGGAGCAGGCAGCCGGAAAUUGGAAAGUGUUAUUCUCAGUAAAAUGAAUUUUGAGUCCUUUGUAAAAGAUCUUCUUCUGGUGCGACAGUACAGGGUUGAAGUUUAUAAGAAUAAGGCAGGUGGAAAAGCAACCAAGGAGCAAGACUGGCAGCUGGCAUAUAAGGCCUCUCCUGGAAACCUGACCCAGUUUGAGGAUAUUCUCUUUGGUACUGGUGAGCAGUCAGCUGGAGCAGGAGUUGUUGGUGUAAAGCUAGGAACAGGUGAAGGAGGCCAGAGGCAGGUUGGAGUGGGCUAUGUGGACUGUACACUACGGAGGUUUGGGGUGUGUGAAUUUCCCGACAACGACCAGUUCUCAAACCUAGAGGCUCUGCUAGUACAGAUUGGACCCAAAGAAUGUGUACUGGCAAGUGGGGAGGUUGCUGGAGAUGUUGCCAAGCUAAGGCAGGUGGUUCAGCGUGGUGGAAUCCUUAUCACUGACAGAAAGAAGACAGACUUCAGUACCAAAGACAUUGUGCAGGAUCUAAACCGAUUGCUUAAGGCCAAGAAGGGGGAACAGGUUUCCAGUGCUGCUCUGCCUGAAAUGGAGAAACAGGUUGCCAUGUCAUCAAUUUCAGCUGUGAUUAGGUACCUGGAGCUGCUUGCAGAUGAGUCAAAUUUUGGCUGUUAUGAGUUAACAACUUUUGACCUUGGUCAGUACAUGAGACUUGAUAAUGCUGCAGUACAGGCACUUAAUCUUUUUCAGGCUUCUGCGGAGGACACCACAGGAACUCAGUCUUUGUCUGGUUUGUUGAACAAAUGCAAAACACCUCAAGGUCAACGACUGGUAAACCAGUGGAUUAAACAACCACUUAUGGACCGAAACCGUAUUGAAGAGAGGCUGAACCUUGUUGAGUCUUUGAUGGAAGAUUCUGAGUUGAGACAGAGUCUACAAGAGGACAUCCUUAGACGUUUCCCAGACCUUAACCGCCUGGCUAAAAAAUUCCAGAAACAUUCUGCCAAUCUACAGGAUUGCUACCGGGUUUACCAGGCAGUGGGGCAGCUAUCCAACCUUGUGUUUGCAUUAGAGAAAUACACUGGAAAACACCAGAUGCUUCUGCAUGCUGCUUUCGUCUCCUCGCUGAACGACCUCAUCAAUGAUUUCAACAAAUAUCAAGAGAUGAUCGAGACAACGCUGGACAUGAAUCAGUUAAAGCUUGCUAAGUACAUAAUCAUAUGUUUGAUGUUAGCUAAUCAUUUGUGUUUUGUUUGCUUUGGCAGCAAGCUAAGCUCCUACAAUGAAGAAUACAUGAAAAGCAAAGAGGAGUAUGAGGAAGCACAAAAUGCUAUUGUAAAGGAGAUCAUUAAUAUUUCUUCAGGCUAUGUGGAUCCAAUCCAGACUCUUAAUGAUGUGAUUGCUCAACUUGACGCUGUGGUCAGUUUUGCUCAUGUGUCAAAUGGAGCCCCAGUGCCUUAUGUACGACCAAUCAUUUCAGAAAAAGGUCAAGGCCGGCUUGUCUUGAAAGCUGCACGACACCCAUGUAUUGAAGUGCAAGAUGAUGUGGCUUUUAUCCCCAAUGAUGUGACGUUUGAGAAAGGAAAGCAAACAUUCCAUAUAAUAACAGGCCCAAACAUGGGAGGUAAAUCCACCUAUAUUCGGCAGGCAGGAGUCAUUGUUCUCAUGGCUCAGAUUGGAUGUUUUGUACCAUGUGAUGCUGCAGAGAUUAAUAUUGUUGAUUGCAUCUUGGCUCGUGUUGGGGCUGGAGACAGUCAGUUGAAGGGUGUCUCUACAUUUAUGGCUGAAAUGCUGGAGACAGCGGCUAUUCUUCGGUCAGCAACAGAGGAUUCUCUAAUUAUAAUUGAUGAACUUGGAAGAGGGACAUCAACGUAUGAUGGCUUUGGGCUGGCCUGGGCAAUCUCUGAUUACAUUGCUACAAAGAUUCGAUCUUUUUGUCUUUUUGCCACUCAUUUUCAUGAGCUAACGGCCCUUGCUGACCAAGUGCCCACUGUGAACAAUCUACAUGUCACUGCUCUGACAACGGACGACACUCUCACCUUUCUGUACCGAGUUAAAAAAGGUGUCUGUGAUCAGAGUUUUGGAAUCCAUGUGGCUGAGCUGGCCAGCUUUCCAAAGCAUGUAAUUGAGAAUGCAAAGCUGAAGGCUCUUGAACUUGAGGAGUUUCAGUAUAUUCAGAAAUCUGAAGAGUCAGAGAGUGCCCCCAUUGCUAAGAAGCGAUAUAUGGAACGGGAGGAAGGGGAGAAGAUAAUUGAGGAUUUCUUGUCUAAAGUGAAGGCUCUGCCCAUAUCUGAGAUGUCUGAAGAAGCUGUCAAGAAAGAACUGAAGAAAAUUAAAGCAGGUGUUCUAGCGAAAAAUAACAAUUUUGUGAAUGAAGUGUUGUCCCGAUCUAAAGUUGUGGCUUAAAGGAAAGCAAGUUGGAGUUAGAAGAUGUGAGUCUAUAUCGUCAUAUCCACUUCAUACAAAGAACUUCUUGUUUUAGAAUGGUGUAGAAUCUCCUUUAAUGUUCAUUUUACGAACAUGCUGCUGCAUCUUCAUGCUGAAUAUUUUUACACUUUCAGCCACAGUUAGACUUUUCUGAGUGCUCUGAUUAAAAUGUACAUACUUUUUGUAAGUUCAAUAAAAAAAAAUCUCCAAAUCA